UGACUGCUGCGUAGGCGCGUCCGGAGGCUGGCGUUACCGCGGGUCCCCGGGGAUCGGGGCGAUCUUGCAAGUUUGGAUUCGGGUGCGGGUGGGGGUGCUGACUUUGGUAGAUCCGAGCCAAGCGAAGGAGCCCCGAAGGGUUGCAGAGAACUGAGGCCCGCGGAUCUGCAUCAAAGAGAGACAUAUGAGGAUCCUGGAAGCCAGAAAAGAAGGCAUUGGCACUAGACUAAAAAGUGGUUGAACUGUAUAAGACGUCUCUGUAAUUUCAAGUAGAAAAAUGAGUCUUGAAAGUGACAGUAUGGCAUCUAAAAGCAUUUUUAACAUGGACUAUGCUUCAUGGAAAAUCCGCUUGACGUUAGUGGUGGCCGGUUUUUUCUUCUACCUGGGUGUCUUUGUGGUCUGCCAUCAGCUCUCUUCCUGUCUUAAUGCCACCUAUCGAUCUCUGGUAGCUAAGGAGAAGGUUUUCUGGAAUCUUGCUGCCACCCGAGCAGUUUUUGGAGUUCAAAGCUCCAUUGCUGGUGUAUGGGCUUUGCUCGGGGACCCUGUUCUUUCUGCUGAUAAAGCAUAUUCACAGCAGAACUGGUGCUGGUUUAAUAUUGCAACUGCAACUGGCUUCUUUUUCUUUGAAAAUGCUGCUGUUCAUGUGUCAAAUUUGGUUUUCUGGACAUUUGACAUGUUCUUAGUAGUCCAUCAUCUUUUUGCCUUUCUUGGAUUUCUUGGGUUAGUGAUCAAUCUCAAAGCUGGCCACUAUCUAGCCAUGACAACCCUGCUACUGGAGAUGAGCACCCCUUUUACCUGCGUCUCCUGGAUGCUUUUAAAGGCUGGCUGGGCAGAUACUCUGUUUUGGAAGGUAAACCAGUGGUUGAUGAUCCACAUGUUUCAUGGACGCAUGUUUUUGACCUACCACAUGUGGUGGGUAUGUUUUCUGCACUGGGAUGAUCUACUCAACAGUCUGGCUCAUCCACACCUUGCACUUUUCCUUGUUGGACUGGCCCUCCUUACAUUAAUUAUUAACCCAUACUGGACACACAAGAAGACUCAGCAGCUGCUCAGUCCAGUGGAUUGGAACUUUGUACACUCAGGACCAAAAAACAGUCAGUCUGUAAAAGUGAAUGGCCAGACUCUCCUAAGGAAGAGGCAGUAAUUUUGCCAGAACAACCAAGUGCCUGCUAAGAACUGGAAACUAAAUGGGACACAUACAAUGUGAAGUUCUUAAAAAAAUUUUUUUCAAAUCAGUAACCAGUAGUGAAUAGAUGUUUGCUUUGAUUUUUGUGUCUUCCUGGUAUUCAUUUUGAAGUAGCCAUGAAGUAUUUUCUUUUUUUGUUUUUAAACCUCAGUUUGCUUUUUAUAAGUGGAUUUUGCCCCAUAACAAGUUCUUUUGACUUCCAGGUGCAGUAAAUUUUACCCAUGUUGGGUUCAUUAAUUGUAGCAUUAAGAGAUAUGAGGCAUAGAUCAAAUUUAAAGUUCCUCCAUAAAUUUGUCUCUUCAUAUAAUGAACUCUCAAAUUGUGGAUUAACUUUGAGGCAGCAUUUAUUUUCUGUUCUUGUUUGUCUAAGGAACUCUCAGAUUAUGGAUUAACUUUGAGACAGCAUUUAUUUUCUGUUCUUGUUUUCAUAUAGUAAUGUGAUUUGUAGCCCUGUUUUAAUAUUACAGUUACAUUUUUUUAAAGCCACAUGUGCAACAGUGUCACCUAGUGGCAGAAUGAUACAUGAACCAGCUGAUUCUCCAAGGUUCAAAUGACAAACCAUGGAGAGAAAUAAUGGUUCUUGAAAUGAAGGGAUUUUGUUGUGGGGUUGGAAUUUCAAAGCAAAUGUUUGAAAGAACUUUAGUGCUCAUUAAGAGAUGUGAAAAAUUUCUGAUUCGUGUAUUUUAGCUAUAAAUUUGCACCCAAGAGCAGGUCCUCAUAGUGUCAUAAUAGUUCAUAUAAAAUGCUCUCUCUGUAUAAUGUUCUACAAGACACAAGAGUAGUUACUUUGUUUUUUGGACAAGUAUAUUUCUUCAGGUGAAUCUUCAAAAUGAAGGCCAAAUUGAGUAGUAAUAAUAAUUAGCUGAGGUUAUAAAUGAAUUAACUUCCAUAUUUUUCUGCAAGGUGUAUCUUUUUACUCCUUUGAUGUUGAAUGAUUUUAUUUUUUUUUUAUUUGGGGUAAAUACUCAGUGAUUCCUUAUUGGAAAACAAAUGGUGAUGCUGAAAGUAAUUUCUCUGAGAGUUUGUUUUUUUGUUUGUUUUUAAGAUUGUGAUAUCUAGGCUGCCUGUCAAAAUAUUAGUUCCUUUAUUUUUAGCAUGGCAAUAUACUAAAAGUACUAAUGUACUAAGAGUUAAUUCUGGUUUAUACUUGUUUAAAUAUGUCCAUAAUCAUUGGCAUAUAGGAACUGGAUCUGUGAUUUCAUUCACCUAGGAAACUCUUUACU
Messenger RNA from Vombatus ursinus (common wombat), 2409 nucleotides. It is a transcript of the gene CLN8, whose product is annotated as CLN8, transmembrane ER and ERGIC protein. Gene Ontology annotation, biological process: lipid homeostasis. The transcript has 3 exons. Gene Ontology annotation, cellular component: endoplasmic reticulum; membrane. The record is from RefSeq and is a predicted model, not a curated record. The coding region runs from base 278 to 1144 and encodes 288 amino acids. Lineage: Eukaryota; Metazoa; Chordata; Mammalia; Diprotodontia; Vombatidae.